Messenger RNA from Doryrhamphus excisus (bluestripe pipefish), 765 nucleotides. It is a transcript of the gene dnali1, whose product is annotated as dynein, axonemal, light intermediate chain 1. Gene Ontology annotation, cellular component: ciliary base; axoneme. The record is from RefSeq and is a predicted model, not a curated record. NCBI's taxonomy places the organism in Eukaryota, Metazoa, Chordata, Actinopteri, Syngnathiformes, Syngnathidae. Gene Ontology annotation, molecular function: dynein heavy chain binding.
AUGUCUGAGCCCUUAGAGUCUCUCCUGAAAUAUGAUACUCCGGUUCUCGCUAACCAAGGCAGUGUUAGAAAAUCAGUAAAGGGACGUCCAUUUAAAGUGAGCCAGCACCAGCCUGUGGACUCCCCUGUGCCCCCUCCCCCUAAAAGCAAACCACCUGAUGGCAGCAAGCAGCAAAACGAAGAAAUCCUCCAUGUUAUGUUCACACCCAGGGAGUGGACGGAUGGCAAUCAGGUGUGGCAGCAGCGAGUGUCCACUGCACCGUGCACGCGAGCCGAUGUCCUCAACCUGGAGGAGCUUCUGGACAGGAAACUGCAGAAGAGGCGCGCCUUGGAAACGGGCAUCUGCCCCAUCCGCAGGGAGCUCUACUCGCAGUGCUUUGAGGAGCUCAUCCGACAGGUGACCAUCAACUGUGCAGAGAGGGGCCUCCUGCUGCUUCGGGUCCGAGAUGAGAUCCAAAUGACCAUCUCAGCCUACCAAACGCUGUACGAGAGCAGUGUGGUGUUUGGCAUGAGGAAAGCUCUGCAGGCCGAGCAGGGCAAGGUGGACAUGCAACAAAAAAUUCAGGAUUUGGAGAGCGAGAUACAGGAUCUAAGCCGUCAACUAAAUGAAAAAAAAGUAGAGUGUAUUGCGACUGAGAAGAGGGAAGAGGAAAAGCGUGAAGCGCAGGAAAAGAAGUACAUGGAGCAGGUUCACUUUCUGAAGAGAACCAAUCAGCAGCUCAAGGUGAGGAUAGAAAAAUAAUAUAUAUAAACGAUACAAUUAGCA